Messenger RNA from Lobosporangium transversale, 1288 nucleotides. RefSeq names its product ubiquitin-related domain-containing protein. The record is from RefSeq and is a predicted model, not a curated record. Lineage: Eukaryota; Fungi; Mortierellomycota; Mortierellomycetes; Mortierellales; Mortierellaceae. The coding region runs from base 89 to 1084 and encodes 331 amino acids. The transcript is spliced from 6 exons. Gene Ontology annotation, molecular function: protein binding.
CCUUUAUUACAUUCUUUUCGUCAACAGUGACAAAAACCAUCUCGGGAUUAACACAAAAAACAAAUAUAAAAGCUGCAUCUUUCACAUCAUGCCCUCUGACGCUGACCAACUUGUAGAAAUGGGAUUUCCCAAAAACCGUGUUCUCAAAGCAUUGAAGGCAACUAGAAAUGCAGGUCUACAACCUGCCUUAGACUGGUUAAUGAAGCACUCUGAGGAUCCAAAUAUCGAUGAUCCUAUUCCCGAGCAAGUGGGUGGAGCUCUUGGCACAGCAACUUCAUCUGCGGCAGCAGGAUCUGAAGACUCUCAAGAGCAGGAGGGGGAUAUAAUCCAAGAUGGCGAGCAAACAGCUCAAUCGCUUGUGUGUCAGGACUGCGGCAUGAUCCUUCGAAAUUCGGAUGCUGCACAGCGCCAUGCCAUGCGGACAGAACACGUCAACUUCGCAGAAUCAACUCAGGCGAUUAAGCCACUAACAGAGGAGGAGAAAAAAAUUAAGCUUGCAGAGUUGAAGCAACGGGUAGCUGAGAAGCGUGCAAUGAAGGCCCAGAGUGAGAAAGAAGACCAAAAGAUGUCGGAGAAGAUUCGUCGUAAGGCGGGUCAAGAUUUAACAGAAGUAAAGGCUAAACUUGAAGAAAAGGAAAUGAAAAAGUUGGCUGAACAGAAAAAACGAGAAAAGGAAGAGGAUCGGUUGGCAAAGGCUGCCAUCAAGGCUCAGAUUGAGGCCGACAAAGCAGAGAGGGCAAGGAAGAAACAGGAAGCUGCUGCCGGAUUUCUACAACAGGCUCAAGCUCAAGCUCAGGCUGCUGCUGCUGCCGCUGCCGCUGCCGCUGCCGCUGCAAAGACCAAGGUCUACACUGAAACUCGGUUGCAGAUCCGUCAACCAGAAGGCCAACAACCUAUUGUCCACACAUUCCAAGCGUCGGAUAAGUUGAGUGUUGUGUACGACUAUCUUCGUCAACAUCGACAAGGUAGCUUUAAGUUGAUGAUGACAUUUCCGAGGCAGGUGUUGGACGGUGAAAAUCUGGACAAGACAUUGAACGAGUUACAGCUUGUUCCUUCGGGUACCUUGGCUGUCACUUUGAAUUAAGAAUAUGUAUAAAAAAAACUGGCUUCUUAGGGUUUAUUCAUGAUCUCAGCAUGAAUGAAUUUUUUGCUUUUUGUUUCUUUGAUUGAUUGCAUGAUUCUUUAUUGAGUGUUCGUUUACAGAAGAUGGUCGUUGUCAUAUCAUAACGUUUCGUAUAUUCUUCUUCCUGCUAUGGUUAAUAAUAAUAAAAAAGAGCAUGUAUCUCAC